AGAGCGCACUUCCGGUGAGCGUCGGCUUCCUUCUCUUGCGCCUCCAUGUUAAUGGCGGUAGCGGUUGCCUCAGUGGGACUCUAAUUCGGCCUUGAAAGGGAGUAGCUCUUUCUUUCGGUUUCCGUCUGCCCCAGUCAGCACUCGCGCCCGCGCCCUCCCUCGCCAGCAUGUCUGUUGUGCCGCCCAACCGUUCGCAGACGGGCUGGCCCCGGGGUGUGAAUCAGUUUGGGAACAAAUACAUCCAGCAGACCAAGCCUCUCACCCUGGAGCGCACCAUCAACCUAUAUCCACUUACAAAUUAUACUUUUGGUACAAAAGAGCCCCUUUAUGAAAAGGACAGCUCUGUUGCAGCUCGAUUUCAGCGAAUGAGGGAGGAAUUUGACAAGAUUGGAAUGAGGCGGACUGUAGAGGGUGUUCUGAUUGUGCAUGAGCACCGGUUACCUCAUGUAUUACUCCUGCAACUGGGCACAACUUUUUUCAAGCUACCUGGUGGUGAACUUAAUCCAGGAGAAGAUGAAGUAGAAGGACUCAAACGUUUAAUGACAGAGAUACUGGGACGUCAAGAUGGAGUUCUGCAAGACUGGGUCAUUGAUGAUUGCAUUGGUAACUGGUGGAGACCAAAUUUUGAACCCCCACAGUACCCAUAUAUUCCAGCACAUAUUACAAAACCUAAAGAGCACAAAAAACUCUUUUUGGUUCAGCUUCAAGAAAAAGCCUUGUUUGCGGUCCCCAAAAAUUACAAACUGGUAGCUGCGCCAUUGUUUGAAUUAUAUGACAAUGCACCAGGAUACGGACCUAUCAUUUCCAGCCUUCCUCAGCUUUUGAGCAGGUUCAAUUUUAUUUACAACUGAAUUCCUGAGUCGUGGAAGAAUAAAAGAAGCCGUCUCUGUGAGCACAGCUAUACAAUGUAGAAGAAUAAACAGAAUAGGAAGUUUCUUUUUGUUCUCUCUCUCCCCUCCCCCUUCUUUUUUCCCCAAAUUGCCUCAUACUUUAUAUUGUUUGCAUAGUAAAGUGAAUCUGAAGAACUGUCCUAGAUAGUGGUGUAAACAAAUGUGAUAAUGUAUAUUUCACUUUUGGUUCUACCCAUACUUUUUGUACAACAUUAAACAAAGUGGACCUAUUUCUAUUUGCAUUUUUUACUUUACAUUAAAUCUUUGCUUUUUAAAUCCUUUACAAGGUAAGGAUCAUAAUGCUCCCUUUUAGGCUGGUGGUUAUUAAUGGGAAACUGGAGACCCUUUUGUAAUAUCAUUCUAGGGGUUCUUGAAGCAUAGUCAUGUUUUAGGAAAGAUUGAUGAUGAGAUUUUUCAGUUACUUCUGAGAACUAGGUUCUCCUCGCGUGGAAUCUAAGGAUUCUUCAAAUAAAUUAUAGAUCCUCAAAAAUUUACUUGGAAAUUGGUGAAACUACAUUUCAGAAUUAAAAUAAGUCUAAAAUGAGACUACUGUUCAAUUUUUUAUUUAAUGAGAAGGUAAGUAUGUAUGUUGUGAUACUUUGUUUAAUACAAAAACAUGCUAUUUAAUAUGGACCUAUUUUUCCAAAUUAUAUUUUAAAACUAGUAAAAAGAGUGACCUAUAAUGGUUGGUUGACACCCUUUAAAGAACAACAGGUUUUUUAUGGUCUUUUUUUUUUCCCACUGGACAUUUUGGUGCUUUGAGACAUAGGUAUAACAUCAUAAUAUUAACCAAAAUAUGUUUGUGUGCAAAUGAUGAGCACAUAAUUAUGGAUAUUAACACUGAAAAUUUUAUUCGUGAUAUUUUUGUAGUAAUCCAGAUUAAUUUAGCAGUUAAGGAGAGAAGUUAACUUUUUGUAUGUUCGAGUAAAAAUACAUCCAUCAAAUGAAGACUUUAAAAUUUGUGCCUAAUUAAGUUUAAAUUUAUUUGAAAAAGUUUUAUGAAGGAAGUACUUUCUCCUAAUACAAAAUAUCUGCUUUUUAAGGAUGUGUGCACAUGAUUAAGAUUUUAAUAUAGAAAUUGUUGAUGGGCUUUACUGGAACUGAAUCAAGAGCCAAUUUUAGCAACUAAUAGUUAAAGUUUAUAUAAUUAGGUAUAAAAUUAAUAUGUAGCUGUAAAUUGAUCUUAUAAAUGAAUUCUCUUGGGUCCUUAAUUAUCUCUGAUACUUCGUACAGUAAUUCUCUGCUAAAUAAUCCCAGAUGUGGGAAUUAAGCAUUGUUCUAAAUUCUUUUUCCAAUUGAAAAGCAAUGCAUUUUUACUUGCUUUUUGCUUAAAUUGAAAUAUUUUUUUCAAAAGAAUCCUGUAGAAUUGAGUUAAGACCAUACUUAUGUGCUUUCAUGUACUGGAAUAUCACCUGAAACUUUGAUCGUGCUUACUUGCUUUUAUGACCAAAUAGUGCCAUUCAUCUGAUAAGUCAUUCAGGAGUUAUGGAUUGGCUUUGGGUGCCAUCAUUAUGUACUCAAUGUAACUUUGUUGAAGAGUCCCCGUUCAGAAAGGAGGGAGGAAGGGGGAAAUUGUUCAUUGAAAAAACCAUAUAGCUAAAUUGCUUUUAUGUUUACUUGACCUUGUUUCACAGGCAGUACUGUCUAUCCCUCUUUUCAAUACUGUAGAAAGUUGUAAACUCUACUGUUCUUUGAAUAAGCGCAUACUUGCUUCAGCAAGGAAAACCAUGUAUAAACACACCUAGGUCUUUCUUGAUGUACUUUUUGAGGAGGGGAGUUCUUUGUGUGUCUGUGGUGUGUGUGUGUGCUUGUGCACGGUUGUGUUGGGUUUUUUUUGUUGUUGUUUUUUUAAAUCUCGGUCACAUAUUUUUUUUUUUUCUAGUUCAGUUGUGUUCUUCAUACCUUUAGCAUUUACCAUGUAGCUACUUCCUGCCUGACCAACAGGAUACAAUUUAGCCUUUCAAUGAACACAGUCAUCUUUAUAUCGGAAGCUGUUGGAGGGGAGGGAGGGAGGGAUUGAAUUCUGUGAAUAGGACUUUAUGCCACCUGCAUUGAAUUAAUUUAGCUUUGGAUAAAUUUAGUUAAAUUUUGUUUUAAUAGUUAAGUAGUCAUUAAAGUUAUAUAAAAUUAGAAUUCGAUUGGAUUGUAUUUUUUCCCCCCUCUCUCUCUGAACUUGUUACCAUUUAUUUGGAUAGUGACCACAAUUAUAUAGCUAAUUCCAGUCUAGUUCUUUCAUAUGUUUUCUAGUUCUUGCAGACUUUAAAAUCUCCCUUUAAAGGCAACAGAUCUGCAGUAAAUAAAAUCAGGCAUAUUCCUAUGUUAAUGUAAAAAUUUUCUGAGCAUUAUUAAGUCUCCAUGAUAUGUGAAUUAAUAACAGUAAAAUGCAUGUUCUUUGUAUAUAUUCAAUACUAAUUUAAAAAUUAAUAAAAUUUACUAUAGGCCAGUUGUUAAAAUUUCUAUUCGGUGAGAUUCAUUUAUCAAGUAUUGAGCUCUUACCAGGCAAAAGACAAAUUAGAUUCCUUGUUUAAUAACUGCAAUAUUGAUAUAUCUUUCAAUAUUCAAAGAAAGUUUUAAUUUUUCUGGCUGUAAUAAUCAGUGAUUUCCAAAUAGCACUUAAAAGUAUUCAGUAAACUGGGGAGGGAAAUCUAUAUUCAUUUGCCUUAAGAUGUCUUCAGUGUCAAAAAUACCUUUUUAUGUGGCUUUUUUAAAAUGUUUGAUUACAAAAAUAAAUAGCAAAAGUCUUUAGUAGUCUCUUACAGCUUAGAAGUACUAAGACUUGUGACACUGUAUAUACUAGGUGACUACAAUGUAAUAUGUUAAUUUGGAUUCGAAAAUGCCAAGUUUAACGUAGUAGAUGGAGAAAUUUUUCUAUGAUAAAUCACUUUGCCAUCCCUAUAUCUUGCCAUUAUUUUGUUUUGGUGCUUUAAGUAAAAAUUUAACUUUUGAGUACUGCACAUGAAGAGAGUGUAACUCAGUUUUCUUAGUGGGCUUAUAGUUUUCAAUCUUUAGUGAGAAACUAUGAAGCUUUCCAAAUGACAGCUU
Messenger RNA from Sarcophilus harrisii (Tasmanian devil), 3932 nucleotides. It is a transcript of the gene NUDT21, whose product is annotated as nudix hydrolase 21. Gene Ontology annotation, molecular function: mRNA binding. Gene Ontology annotation, cellular component: mRNA cleavage factor complex. The record is from RefSeq and is a predicted model, not a curated record. The transcript has 7 exons. The coding region runs from base 168 to 851 and encodes 227 amino acids. Lineage: Eukaryota; Metazoa; Chordata; Mammalia; Dasyuromorphia; Dasyuridae.